GUGCUUUCUUAUUACUCAUCCCUCAGCCGUCAAAUAACAACAUACAUCUUCUCACCCUAAAACCUCACCCACACCCACGCAAACUCUGUUAUGGCUUCACUCUCCGUUUCGCGCCACAGCCACCUCUUAUCGGGCCUCCUUCCGGCCCGGUCCAAGCCCACCUCGGGGCCUACCAGGGUCAGAAUGUCCCUCCGCGAUGACGGUCCCUCCAUCGCCGUCGUCGGCGUUACUGGCGCAGUCGGCCAGGAGUUCCUCUCUGUCCUCUCCGACCGCGACUUCCCCUACCGCUCCAUCAAAAUGUUGGCAUCCCAGCGUUCCGCCGGCCGCUGCAUCACCUUUGAGGACAGGGACUACGUCGUGGAGGAGCUCACGGCGGAUAGUUUCGACGGCGUCGACAUCGCACUGUUCAGCGCUGGUGGGUCCAUCAGCAAGAAGUUUGGUCCUGCUGCGGUGGACCGGGGGACAGUGGUUGUGGACAAUAGCUCAGCCUUUCGGAUGGACGAGAAGGUGCCGCUGGUUAUCCCCGAAGUGAACCCCGAAGCGAUGCAGCACAUCAAAGCUGGAACUGGAAAAGGCGCUCUCAUUGCGAACCCUAAUUGCUCUACCAUUAUUUGCUUGAUGGCUGCCACGCCUCUUCAUCGACGAGCUAAGGUGUUACGAAUGGUUGUCAGUACCUAUCAGGCUGCCAGUGGUGCUGGUGCUGCUGCAAUGGAAGAGCUCGAGCUGCAAACUCGUGAGGUGUUGGAAGGAAAACCACCCACUUGUAAAAUAUUUAAUCGACAGUAUGCUUUUAACUUAUUCUCGCAUAAUGCAUCUGUUCUUUCAAAUGGAUACAACGAAGAAGAAAUGAAAAUGGUUAAGGAGACAAGGAAAAUCUGGAAUGACAAGGAAGUUAAAGUAACUGCUACAUGCAUACGAGUUCCUGUCAUGCGUGCUCAUGCCGAGAGUGUGAAUCUUCAAUUUGAAAAUCCACUUGAUGAGAACACUGCAAGAGAUAUUCUGAAGAAUGCUCCAGGUGUAGUGGUCAUUGAUGAUCGUGAGUCCAAUCAUUUUCCCACUCCAUUGGAAGUGUCGAAUAAGGAUGAUGUUGCUGUUGGUAGGAUUCGCCAGGACCUGUCUCAAGAUGGGAAUCAAGGGUUGGACAUUUUUGUAUGUGGGGAUCAAAUUCGCAAAGGAGCUGCACUUAACGCGAUCCAGAUUGCUGAGAUGUUGCUUUGAGUUCUACGUCGUCAAGGAUGUGGUACUUAAAGAUAAUGCUUCUUUAGAAACAGUUUUGUAUCUGGUAGUUUUAUGAGGUUUAUUAGUUUCUUUUGAGAUUUAACUAGUCCAAGGAUAUUUUCAACAAUGUGGGAGUGGGAGUACUUUAGCUGGAAACAAUUUUUCGAAGGUCUUAGCUGGAAACAACCAUAGAUUAUGACAAAGGAGAAUCAUCUAAUGUUUUGAUCUUUUGAAUAAAGAAUUUGAUGACCAGUUUUA
Molecule: messenger RNA, 1476 nt
Organism: Vigna unguiculata (cowpea)
Lineage: Eukaryota; Viridiplantae; Streptophyta; Magnoliopsida; Fabales; Fabaceae
Product: semialdehyde dehydrogenase family protein
Biological process (GO): L-threonine biosynthetic process
Molecular function (GO): NADP binding; aspartate-semialdehyde dehydrogenase (NADP+) activity; NAD binding
Source: RefSeq, a predicted model, not a curated record